AUGGAGCAGCUCGAGACCAUCAACCCGCUUACACUGUUGCCGUGGGAAGAAAGAGUCAAGGUCGUAGUUGACGAGGUGGAAACGAGAGAGACCGACGUGGCCGGCACAGUCCGCAUUGCAGUCAGUAGCUCAGCGAGAAACGGCGUAGUGGGAGUAGGUGGUGUUGUCCAGAAACCCUCUGCGACUGGAGACGAGCCGGAGCGUGAGCCGUUCUUCUUCACACUUGGCCCAAGGUCGGAACAGAACCCAUACAGUGGACAACUGGCAGCAGUGGCAUUCGCGUUGCGCAGGCCGUUGUCAGGCGUCACAGGCGAGAGAGUUACGGUGGUAACAAGUAACAAAGCGGCGGUCCUUACGCUUAAACGGCCGCACCAACAGUCCGGACAAGAGUUUAUACGGUGCAUCUACGACUCGGUAGAGGGGCUUCGACGAGACCACAACACUCUGACAGUUCAGUGGACGCCCACAGGCGAGGAAGACCAACUGCUCAAGCAAGCAAAGGCGCAAGCGCGAAAAGCGACCGAAGAGGGGGCCACCCCGCAGGCCCAAUUCCCAACGAUGAAGUCAACGACGCUCAACGUAGCACGGUCAAAAUGUCUGCCGGAACGAGGGCUGCCGGAAAAGGUCGGGAGAUUCUCCAAAAGGGUCGACAGGGCACUACCAGGGAAGCAUACCCGCCAACUCUACGACAAGCUUACGUGGAGAGAAGCGACCACACUUGCGCAGCUUAGAACAGGAAUGGCAAGACUGAACGGCUAUCUACAUCGGAUCGACGCAGCGCCUUCACAGAUC
Messenger RNA from Colletotrichum incanum, 792 nucleotides. The record is from the annotation of a GenBank genome assembly. NCBI's taxonomy places the organism in Eukaryota, Fungi, Ascomycota, Sordariomycetes, Glomerellales, Glomerellaceae.